ACGCGCGCUCACAAUGUUGUAUUUGGAAAAGAAAAUACCGGAAAUUGUACGUCCACUGUGUCAGUGGUAAUGAGUCGAACACAAAGGCAAACAGAGUGGGGCACUCCGCCACCAGAGGAAAGCCCGCGGUACCACACACACCGCUCUCCCAACAAUUAACUUUAUAAACAUUAAAACCCCUUGAAAUUAUAAAAAACUUAUUUUGUUUAUGAAGAAUGGGCUGUGCAAUAUCCGGUUUGGCUGAAAGUGCGGACUUGGGUGAGAAGAGCGCUCAUCCGGAUGGAGCACAUCUCAGCCAAGAUGACAUUGACAUGAUCAAGGAGUCGUGGAAAGUUAUCAGAGACGACAUAGCCAAAGUGGGCAUCAUAGUGUUUGUCAGGCUCUUUGAGACACACCCCGAAUGCAAGGAUGUCUUCUUCCUGUUCCGUGACGUCAAAGACCUGGAGAGGCUGCGGACCAGCCACGAACUCAGAGCACACGGACUACGGGUGAUGUCUUUUAUUGAGAAAAGCGUGGCCAGGUUAGACCAGCUGGAAAGACUGGAGACUCUGGCAGUGGAGCUGGGGAAAAGCCAUUACCACUACAAUGCCCCCCCUAAAUACUACAGUUACGUUGGAGCAGAAUUCAUCAGUGCUGUGCAGCCCAUCCUGAAGGACAGGUGGACCACCGAGCUGGAGGAGGCAUGGAAGACUUUGUUCCAGUACGUGACUGGCUUGAUGAAGCAGGGCUACGAGGAGGAGUGUGAGCGACAGAACCAUGCAGCAGGCUCCCCAAGGGAGAGAGCAGACAAGAGGAACACAGCCCUUUGAGGGACUGUACCACACAAGUCUUCAUGUACAUAGUGUGAAUACACCGAAGCACUGGAGUGACUUUUUAACACAGCACUUUAUUUGUCAACUUCAAUUCUGCUGCAAUCCCCUGACACAACACACUGCCUUGGACUUAGCAUGCAUCUUCCACAACUCAAACUUGCCUUUCAGUAAAUCUACAACGUGUACAUAUGUUGUGCUAUUUAGCUCCAUAAAGAUAUGGGAUUCAUGUUUCGAGUAACUGAAGCUUUCUACAGAACGCUUGAUUGACAAAAUAAGAUGGCCAAUGUGGCAGCUUCAUGUGGUCAUUAAAUGGGGGAAUAAUUGUACAAAAAAGUCAACAACUAGUUGAA
This is a messenger RNA of Dunckerocampus dactyliophorus (ringed pipefish), 1162 nucleotides long. RefSeq names its product x globin (gene xgb). The record is from RefSeq and is a predicted model, not a curated record. Gene Ontology annotation, molecular function: heme binding; oxygen binding. The transcript has 5 exons. NCBI's taxonomy places the organism in Eukaryota, Metazoa, Chordata, Actinopteri, Syngnathiformes, Syngnathidae. The coding region runs from base 216 to 809 and encodes 197 amino acids.